AUGAUCAAGGGAGUGUUGAUGCUUGCGUUUAGUGCGUGUCAUGCUAUGUUUUACAUCGCCUGCGACUACAGUUUGUAUUGGAUACUGAAAUUAAUUGAGAAACAUUUCGAAUUGAAGGUGAACCCGGAAGUACCUGCUCAUCUCAAGCUCCAUGUGCAGGGUGGUGGAGCGAUGGCGGAUAUGUAUCGAGCUAUGAUUGGAUUGCUGGAUCCAGUAUCUGCUGAACGAUUGAGUAUUGAUACCACACCGUGUCUACCAAAUCCAGGAAUUCCUAAUUUUAAAGUCUAUAAGAUGGUUCUAGCCAUGUUUAUUAUCUGUCUGUUCAUGACUAUUUUUGAGUCGUACGGACUUCGAUUACGUCAUAUUAUUGCUGGUUGUUAUUAUCCCAGACGAGAGCAAGCUCGAGCAGUUUGGUUAUACAAUCGCAUCGUUAAAAUGCGUGGGAAAUUCUUGGUGAUGGCGAGGCGCCAAGUCCGUAGAAAAUACAAAAAAGACAAAGAAAGUCAUAAAAUCAGUCUAAAAGCACGUUUAGCUCUUCAAUUUCCAUUUUUGGGUAAAGUUAUGAAGUUCUUCGGAUAUGAGAAAAAGAUGUGUUUAAGCUGUGCUAAGGAAGGUCGUCUACAGGAUUAUGAUAACUUCCAGCAUUGUGACAGUCCUGGUUGUGACGCUGUGUAUUGUUUAGAAUGUUUUGCGGACUUGAAUAACAUAUGUACAGUUUGUAUGAACCCUAUCGAUUAUGGUGAUAACUCGGAUAUUAGCGAGGAGAGAGACUCAAGCGACGACGAGUUUUACAUCUUGGGCAUGCAGAUAAAAGCGCGGGAGAGACAAGAGAGAUUGGACGAGAUUCGAAAGGCCAAGCGCUACAGCAACACCAUGUUGGCUUUUAAAGGAUUCAUGGGUAUUGCUAAAGACGCUACAGCUACCGAUAUGAUGGAACUUGAUCCAUCCCCGUGA
Messenger RNA from Patella vulgata (common limpet), 954 nucleotides. Its product is annotated as DC-STAMP domain-containing protein 2-like. NCBI's taxonomy places the organism in Eukaryota, Metazoa, Mollusca, Gastropoda, Patellidae. The record is from RefSeq and is a predicted model, not a curated record. The transcript has 2 exons. Bases 1 to 954 code for a protein of 317 amino acids. Gene Ontology annotation, cellular component: membrane.